UGAAAAAAAAGUGUUCGCUACAUUUUUCAUCAUGGCCGGUGGCCGUGGCGGCGGUGAUUGUUCGGUGAUGUCCUAGCUUUCAAAGUUAGUAACGUGAAUUAGAUAAUGCCACGGUUCUAUAUUCUGUUGAACUUGGGAGAAGAGCGACCAAAAUGGUGAUGAUUAUUGUUAGAUGAAAUUUCUAGUAUUGCAUUGGGGUAAAGCUGCCGUGAUGUGAGCGAAAUCUUUCUUUGAUUCAAAGAGAAAUGGUUAGGAAGGAAGCAAUGCAAUGUUUAUAGGCUUUCUGACUAGGAGGUGUUUGUAGAAAUGCCACUCUGAAGCAUUGCAGCAUCUAAAAUUUGGUGGACAUAAAAAUCUUGUUAGGCUAGCACCUUUCUCUCCAAAUCACUGAUGGCUUUUUUAUUUCAGAAAUUUCAAGAGGCUGUGAGAACCCUCACAAAAAAUCCCAUAUUUUCUAGGGAUCCUCAACAACUGCAAUUUGAAGCGGACAUUAACUGUUUGUUUCUUUAUACAAGCUACAAACUGUUGGGGGAGAAUGCUAAUGAAGCAGAUGCGGAAGAGAUUAUUAAAAUUGCUAGUAAAGCCUCUUUUGUCGAUCAACGAAUGCAAGUACAAGAAAAUGUUCACUCUCAAAUCAAAGCAUUUUGCACAUGCAUGAACGAAAUUCUUGUUUCAAAAGAAAAGAUGGUGAAUGGCCGCUUAGAAUCAUCUCAACAAGCAAACAGUUCACCUCUCCGUGGUGGGCAUAGUUCUGCUAAAGCUGCCUCUAAACAACGACCACUAAGCCAAUCUCAAGUCUCUCAGAAGUUAAAGGAUCAACUUGGUUACACACUUAAUGUUAAACCUUCUCAAAUACCUCACAAGGAUUCUGGAAAAGGUCUAUUUUUAGAUGGUGCAGUUGAUGUUGGUGCUGUUCUAGCCUUUUAUCCUGGCGUGAUCUAUUCCCCAUCUUACUAUAAUCAAAUUCCUGGAUACCUUGAUGAACAGAACUCGUACUUGAUUACAAGAUAUGACGGGACUGUCAUUGAUGCCCAACCUUGGGGUUGUGGCGGUGAUGGACCAGAACGAUUCAACCGUAGAAAAAUGUUAGAAAACAAACUUGAUAAUGAAGGAGCUCAUAAGGGUUCUGACAGAAUGAGUAAACCUUUGGAAGGCUCCCAGGUAGAUGAUGAUGUAGUUGAGCGUAGAAAUCCAUUAGCCUUGGCUCAUUUUGCUAAUCACCCUCCAAAAGGGAUUCUUCCUAAUGUCAUGAUCUGCCCUUAUGACUUUCCAUUGACUGAAAGAAACAUGAGGAUUUACAUACCAAACAUAUUAUUUGGAAAUGAAGAAGUAAAUCUGAAGAGAUUUGGCAGCUCUUGGCUCAAAUCUGUAGUUUCAAAAAACAGUGAAUCAGAUGUUCCUACCCUCAAAGCUGUUGUUCUGGUAGCAACUAGGACUCUUCAAGAUGAAGAACUCCUUUUGAACUACAGGUUGAGCAACUCUAAGCAGCGGCCAGAAUGGUAUGCUCCAGUGGAUGAAGAAGAGGACAUGAAUCUGAAAGAUGAAGGUGGCCAAUGAUCAGACAGAACACCUUUCGAUAUCAUCUCAGAAUGAUGUCUUAGGUUUAGGUUAAGUGCCUAUCUUUGGUCAUUCUUAUUAGUCUUUAUUAUACAAUGUUAGCAUGUUAUUUAUAUUUAACUAUUUUAAAAUAAAGGUUGGAAACAAAAAAUAA
This is a messenger RNA of Vigna radiata var. radiata (mung bean), 1711 nucleotides long. RefSeq lists its product as uncharacterized. Lineage: Eukaryota; Viridiplantae; Streptophyta; Magnoliopsida; Fabales; Fabaceae. The record is from RefSeq and is a predicted model, not a curated record. Bases 391 to 1557 code for a protein of 388 amino acids. The transcript has 6 exons.